Molecule: messenger RNA, 4876 nt
Organism: Strigops habroptila (Kakapo)
Lineage: Eukaryota; Metazoa; Chordata; Aves; Psittaciformes; Psittacidae
Product: solute carrier family 22 member 5-like
Exons: 10
Coding region: 1847-3520 (557 amino acids)
Biological process (GO): transmembrane transport; carnitine transport
Cellular component (GO): membrane
Molecular function (GO): transmembrane transporter activity; ATP binding
Source: RefSeq, a predicted model, not a curated record
UUUUUACUUAGUUUUUACUUUGUUUUUACUUUGUUUUUGAGCAGUAUCUCUUGUUUUUACUUACUACAAAGUUAAUCUAUAGAAUAGCUGUUUAGACAUAACUAAAUUUGUCAGCAAAGCCUUUGUAUCACCGUGGGACAGGUUUGAGCACUUGGUUAAACAGAGGUGGUCAUAUGUUUAUGAAGAUUUUUAUGUUAAGUUGAUACUUAUUUUGUAUGACUGGAGGCUUGGGUAUUUCUAAAAGGUAAAUAUUUUUGUACUUGUGAACUCCUUGGUAACUUAACACCUAGUUUUCCCUUUUUAAAUAAGAGAAAGAGUUGUGUUGGGUUUUGUUUUAAAUACCUUGUUUUAAUCGGUCUCAUUUUUCUUACUUGAUCUUAAGCUGGUGUCACAUUUUAGUGUUUUUAAUGACACAUUUAAACAAAGAAAAAUCUUUCACAGUAGUGGAAUAACUUUCUGAAAAGUACAUGAUGUUCUUACAAGACUUUAUGGUGCCUGAGCAUGGUAAAAAACAAGAAAAGGAGAUUGCUUCACUGAUGAAGCAUUUGCAAGGAGAAUACUCUGCGAGUAUCUUCCCCAGGCUCACAGGGGGAUUUCUGAAGAAACCCAAAGAGCAAUGGUCUGUGGAAGAGCCCAACAGGGGUGAAUCUGGAGUGCCAGUUUCUGGCCAGUUACUAUUCUUUUAAUUGUAAAGCUGAAGAAAACAGCACUGGUUUAGUAGCUGUUGGCAGGAAUUAAAUGUAUUGCUAUGAGCUAUUUAAGCUUCUCCCUGCAAUCUUCAGCAGGAAAGGCAGGAGGGAAGCACCUGCAGGAUUGCUCCCACUGACCAUACGGGCUGUUGCACUGCAUCUCAACUGUCACCACUGUCACCUUGGGUCUCUCUGUGCAACCUUUGAUCCUGGGCUGGUUAACUGGAUGUGCUAAAGCAUAUAUGAACUGUAGUAAUUGCCACUCAUUCACUUCUGUCUUCAUGGUAAUAAAAGUGUGCACUGGCAUUGUAUAACCUGCUUUCUGUGUGGAGUGCAAUUGUAGAGGAAGACUCCUCACUUUAACACUUCGGGCAAAGUGUAAAAAGGUAGUUUAAAAUGUACUUAUUACGCAUAAUGUAUGAAAAUAUCCAGACCCCAACCAAGCUCAAGGAUGAGUUUGAGGUUUAACUUCUAUUAUGUCUAUUUCACACUUCUGAGACUUUUCACACCCGGGUGAUCCCAACAGGGAAAGAAAGCUCUUUUAAACAGAAGCAUUCAAAAAUGCUGUAAAAGUUAUACAUUUGGCUUUUAUCAAUUAGAGGUGGAGUUAUCAGCCAAAAAAGCCUGGUCGGGAAUGGGAUUUAGCCCAACGUUGGCGGGCAGCGCUCCUGCCUGCAGCGCUCUGUGCACCGCGGGGCACACCGCGCUCGCCUCUUCCAGCCCUUGCUAUCAACACAAGCCCAGGCGCUGCCCGGAGCCAGUCCCGGCCUCUCCCUGCGGUCUCUGCCCGGCUGCAGGCGAGGCGCGGCGGGGCUCGGAGCGCUGGAGCCGGCGCCUGCCCUGGUUCGCCUCGGGCCGAGCCCCCGCCGCGCCUCCGGGCGGGCGCAGGGCAUGCCGGGAGCCGCCUGCCCCCGCUGAGGCUGCCGCGCCGGGCCGGGCCGGGCAGGGUGGCGACGGCGGCAGCGGCUCCCCGGCGGCGGCAGUCAGCGGCCGGCUCCACCUGAGGGGCCUCCGCCUGCAAACCCCACCCCCGGCCGCUCCCCCGCCGGCGAGGCCCGGCCCAUGGCGAGGCGCUCGCCGGGCUGCGCGGCGGCUCGGGGCGGCCGCUUCCUGCCCGCGCCAGACCGGCCCGCAGGUAGCGGCGGCCGCAGCUCGCCAUGCGCGACUACGACGAGGUGACCGCCUUCCUGGGCGAGUGGGGCCGCUUCCAGCGCCUCGUCUUCUUCCUGCUCAGCGCCAGCAUCAUCCCCAAUGGCUUCAACGGCCUCUCCAUCGUGUUCAUGGCCGGCACCCCCGAGCACCGCUGCGCCGUGCCCAGCGGGGCCAACCUGAGCGAGGAGUGGCUGAACGCCAGCAUCCCGCUGGAGCUGCGGGGCGGGCAGGCGGUGCCGAGCCGCUGCCGCCGCUACCGCCUGGCCGCGCUGGUCAACUUGUCUGCGCUGGGGCUGCGGCCCGGCUCCGACGUGGAGCUGGAGUCGCUGGAGCAGGAGCCGUGCCGGGACGGCUGGGAGUACAGCCGCGACGUCUACCACUCCACCAUCGUCACCGAGUGGAAUCUCGUGUGUGACAAUGACUGGAAGGGACCCCUGAGCACCUCCCUGUUCUUUGUGGGUGUCCUGCUUGGAUCUUUCAUAUCGGGACAGCUCUCAGACAAGUUUGGCAGGAAGAAUGUGCUGUUUGCAACUCUGGCAAUGCAGACUGGCUUCAGCUUCAUACAGGUCUUCUCUACCAGCUGGGAGAUGUUUUCAGUGUUAUUCAUGCUGGUCGGCAUGGGACAGAUCUCCAACUACGUGGCAGCAUUUGUUCUUGGCACAGAAAUCCUUGGCCAGUCAAUCCGGGUGCUGUUCUGCACGCUGGGCGUUUGCAUAUUUUAUGCAUUUGGCUACAUGUUGCUGCCACUGUUUGCUUACUUCAUCAGGGACUGGCGGAUGCUGCUGCUGGCGCUCACUUUACCUGGGCUGCUCUGCAUCCCGCUCUGGUGGGUCAUUCCGGAAUCUCCACGGUGGCUGAUAUCCCAAGGAAGGUUUCAGGAGGCAGAAGAUAUCAUCCGAAAGGCUGCAAAAAUGAACGGCAUUACAGCCCCAGAUGUGAUACUGCACCCGAGUGAUCUGCAAGACCUGAAUUCCCAGAAGCAGCAGACAUACACCAUUUUGGAUCUAGUGAGAACCCGAAAUAUCCUCACUAUCACGAUUAUGUCAGUGAUUAUUUGGAUGAUCAUCUCUGUUGGUUAUUUUGGGCUGUCUCUUGACACACCUAACCUGCAUGGAGAUGUCUAUGUGAACUGCUUCCUCUCGGCAGUGAUUGAAGUUCCAGCCUACAUUAUUUCCUGGCUGCUGCUUCGCAAUCUCCCGCGACGGUACUCAAUGGCUGCUGCGUUAUUCUUGGGAGGCUGUGUUCUUCUCUUCAUUCAGCUCGUGCCUUCACAUAUUCGUCCACUGUCUAUUCUGCUGGUGAUGUUGGGGAAAUUUGGGAUCACAUCUGCCUUUGCAAUAGUUUAUGUUUACACGGCUGAGCUCUACCCAACAGUAGUGAGAAACAUGGGAGUUGGAGCGAGUUCCAUGGCCUCUAGACUGGGCAGCAUCCUCUCGCCUUACUUCGUUUACCUUGGUGCCUAUGACCGAUUCCUGCCUUACAUCUUGAUGGGGAGCCUGACUGUGCUGUCAGGAAUUCUGACUUUAUUUCUGCCAGAAAGCUAUGGUGUGCCACUUCCAGACACAAUUGAUCAAAUGCUGUUGGUGAAAGGAUUAGAAUACAGACCUGCAUCUAGAAACAAAAGGGGUUCCAAGGAGGAAGAAGAAAAUCCAGAGAUCUUUAAAAGCACAGUGUUUUGAUGGAGCUCCUGUGUACUUUACUGGUGGACUGAAAGUUAAAUGGACUUUUUCUUCUAAAAUGCAUUCUAGAAAGGGCUAGUGGCAACACUUCCUGUAAUUUUAACCUUAUUUAUUAAUUUAAACACUGUGUUCCAUACAUUCUCUUUUUAUAUGAGCAGAAGUAGUGUAUAGCCUGCAGUGAGAUUUGUCAGCCACAGCUGGUUUAAUAGAGCAGUACCAUGGAACAGUAUCUGAGCAAUCCUUUGUAACUUUAAGUGUAGUUCAACUGAAAGAUACUUGAAAAUGAGUUCAAGGGCUGGCAGGUACCUGGAUUCCUCAGUGACCCUUCCCCACAGCUAAUGCACAUCAAGGAGUCAAAAUUGCCAGAAAAAGCUGCUAAUUGGGUUUGAUUCCUUGACUUCUGUCUCUGGACAGGAAACUUAUUUAUUACAGUGGAGGUGAUGAGAACAUGCCCCUGAUCUCACUCAAAUGACUUUGCACAUGUUGAAUUUGUUACCAAAUUCAGGAAGAUGCAAAGAAAGAUUUUGAGAAUGAAUUGGAACUUGGUGUGUUCUCACUCAGCACAGAUGGAAAGGGUUGUCUUGCACAAACUGUUCGUAAGCGCUGAAGCUUUGCUCACAAAAUUCAUGUGAUUCCAAUGCUGGUUUUCAACUCUACCUGCAUGGUGAAGCUGUUUACAUCUGGCCCUGCCUGUGGCCUGCUUCCAGGCUGGAUUUACUUUAAAUGAUGCAAAAGGUUUCGUCUCUGUGUGGAGGGGAGCGGUGGUCUUUUGGGGUUGUUCUGCCUUGAUUGGUGGUGGAAGUUUUGUGUCUACGUUGUUUUAACGUCUUCUGUGCAAUUUGGAUGAUGGAAACAAUUCUGCUGUCCUUGUUCUGUGCUUUUCACACACGUGCACAUUCACACGCACACAAUUAAUAUGUUUAGAGCUAUGUUUUGUGUUAAUCUAUGCCACUGUAUUUGCCUCAUGGUGGAAUGUACUGAGAACAGACUUCAGAACGUGGUUCUGAGCACUGGCUCUCGAUUCUCAAGUGCCAACACUACAACUGCUGUGAGGUCUGUUGUUUCACUUAACUCUCAUGUAAUCAGUGAAUUGUUUUCAAAUUGCUUAAAGAAAAGAAAAAGAUCUUGUUGACAAUCUGCCAAGAAAUUGUUCAUUGAGUCGUGGGAGCACCCUUGGCAUUACCUGUGUUUCUUUAAAUACAUACAAUAUAUCUGUACACCCAGUCUCAUUUGUGCUAUUCUGAUUAUACUUUGACAGAUGUGAAUGGUGAAAGAUUUCUCACUUGUGGCAUUUGUCUGUGUUUUGUUCUGUCUUGUUGAGACUUAAUAAACAGAACCUAAACCUUUGUAGCCAAA